Myodes glareolus (Bank vole) is the source of this 4531-nucleotide messenger RNA. RefSeq names its product ZFP37 zinc finger protein (gene Zfp37). Lineage: Eukaryota; Metazoa; Chordata; Mammalia; Rodentia; Cricetidae. The record is from RefSeq and is a predicted model, not a curated record. Gene Ontology annotation, biological process: regulation of transcription by RNA polymerase II. Gene Ontology annotation, cellular component: nucleus. Gene Ontology annotation, molecular function: DNA-binding transcription activator activity, RNA polymerase II-specific; RNA polymerase II cis-regulatory region sequence-specific DNA binding.
UCUGACGGAUCUGCCUAGAUAGUGAGGCUUGGGGGCAGGGAAACGUCUGUAACUGUCACUAACAGCGAUUGAGUCUGGGUCUAGAAAGCUGGCAAGAUCAGAAAUGAGGGCUUUGUUAUGUACCUAAGAUGCGGAAGCCCUAUAAGGAUUAGAAUUUAGACUGACUAGGAACAGUCAUGAUAAGCAGCUGCGUAUUACAGGCUGUGGACUAUCAGAGAUCUGGAGAGUUGGGUUUUUCGGAAUAUGUGGAGACCAGAGGAUGGGGCCUUGAGGUCAGGGGUGGUGGUAUUUCUAGGAGUCCGAUCAGCAGUCAGUGUCUUUUCAAGUUGGUGUUUCGUGUACUAUGAUGGGUAGCGGAAUCCUGGAAGCUAAUGGGGUGAGAGUUGGUGGAAUAGGAGGAGUUUUAUAUUGAAUUGCCUAUGGGGAUGGUUAUCUGGGGAGAAAAGAUUCCAAUAAUCCUGUCUCCUUAGUGACGGGGUUCUUGGUAGGAAUUAUUAAUAAUUAUUAAAAGUCCUUUAUGAUUUUAUGACUAGAAUCCUGAGGUCAAGAGUCUGUGAGGUUGCUGGUCUUAAUGACAAAGCUCUGUGAGGUCACUGACUGUGUUCAAUGGAGGGUAUCGAUUGUUCUGUGAAGAAUGGUGGUUGGGAACUUCUGUGGAGGGGAUGUAUAUGAAGAAAGAAUGGGAGCAGCUGGAACCUGCACAGAGGAACUUAUCAAUGGGAAAUCAAGAUCCCAAACAAGGCGUGAUCUCUAAGUUGGAAAAAGAAGAGCCAUCACUGGGAGAGGCGAAAACAACCAACCCACAUAGUGUGAGCACGACCAAGAAAUCAGGAGCCAAUGAAAAAGUCCAACAAGAUGAUGAUCACAUAGAGGAAAAGCAGAAACCUCAAGGCAAACUCAUUGAAGAAGCUACAUUCAAGAAGAAAAAUUCAACUAGUAAGAAAAGCAGCACAUGUGCUUUGUUGGAGAAAAAAAAAGUCAGUACAAAACAUGUUCCUUCAAAAAAAAGGCCUCCGAAAUCUGAUUCACAUGGAAAGAGCUUAAAGCAGAAUUUAGAUUUACCUGAUCAGAUUAAAAACACUACAAAAAAGAAAUCUGAUACAGCUAAAGAACACACAAAAUCAUUCAGCCAAACCAUAUCUGAUACAGCAAAAGAUAAAAUUCCAGCUAGAAAGAAAUGUGAGAAAAUAUUCAACAAUAAGUCACGUGGUAAAGGUGACAGAAGAUGUGAGAAAGUGUGCCGCCAUGGCUCGUCUCACACUAAAGAAGACAAGAUCCAGACUGGAGAGAGACAGAAAUCAUCUAGCCAUGGUUCAUCUUCUAAGUCUGAGAAAGCUCCAGCUUCUGGGAAGCCUUAUAAAUGCAAUCACUGUGGGAAGGUCCUCAGCCACAAACAAGGACUCAUUGACCAUCAAAGAACUCAUACCGGGGAGAAACCAUAUGAAUGUAAUGAGUGUGGGAUAGCUUUUAGCCAGAAGUCCCACCUGGUUGUACAUCAGAGGACUCACACUGGAGAAAAACCAUAUGAAUGUGUUCAGUGUGGCAAAGCUCAUGGUCAUAAACAUGCCCUCACUGACCAUCUAAGAGUUCACACUGGAGAGAAGCCCUACGAAUGUAAUGAAUGCGGAAAAACCUUUAGACACAGCUCAAACCUUAUGCAGCAUGUAAGAUCGCACACAGGUGAGAAGCCUUAUGAGUGUAAGGAAUGUGGCAAAUCCUUUAGAUAUAAUUCAUCUCUUACUGAACAUGUGAGAACACACACAGGUGAAAUACCAUAUGAAUGUAAUGAAUGUGGCAAAGCUUUUAAGUAUAGUUCAUCCCUGACUAAACACAUGCGAAUUCAUACUGGUGAGAAACCAUUUGAAUGUAAUGAAUGUGGGAAAACUUUCAGCAAAAAGUCCCACCUGGUUAUACAUCAAAGAACUCAUACAAAGGAGAAACCUUAUAAAUGUGAUGAAUGUGGGAAAGCCUUUGGACAUAGCUCAUCUCUUACUUACCAUCUGCGAACUCAUACAGGUGAUUGCCCCUUUGAAUGUAAUCAAUGUGGUAAAGCCUUUAAGCAAAUUGAAGGCCUUACUCAACACCAGAGAGUUCAUACUGGUGAGAAACCCUAUGAAUGUCCUGAGUGUGGGAAAGCCUUUAGUCAAAAGUCCCACCUCAUCGUGCAUCAGAGAACUCACACAGGGGAGAGGCCCUUUGAAUGUUGUGAAUGUGGGAAAGCAUUCAGUGCAAAGUCACAGCUUGUUAUACAUGAGCGAUCCCACACUGGAGAGAAACCCUAUGAAUGUAACGAAUGUGGUAAAGCCUUUAAACAAAACGCUUCUCUUACCAAACAUAUGAAAAUUCACUCAGAAGAGCAAUCUCAUGAGGAAAAUUAAUGUAGGAAAUCUGACGACUGACUGGUUUGGUCUCAUUGAAUGUUAAAAGAUGGUUUCAACUUGAUGCAGGUUAGAAAAUCUUUUUUAAGGAAAUCAUUCCUUGUUAUACAUGAGAGAAUUCGAAUAUGGAUCUUUACAUAAGAGCAAUGGAUUAAUAAUAAAAUUUAAACUUGAUCCUAAACCUAUACAGAAAAUACUGUAUUUUUACACUUGUUAUAAAUUAUCACCAUAUUUAGAACAAAAUAUGAAUCUUAAAAAUGUGAAUAAGGAUUUGGGGAGAUAAUCAGUAAAAUUAUUCCUGAGCAAGUAUGAGGACCUGAAUUCCACUCUUAGGAUGUAGGGGCAUGUGCUUGCAAUCUCAGAACUGGGACAGCUGAGACAGCAGAGUGCCUGAAGUCACCUGACCAUCCAGACUAACCAUGUGUCACAGGGAGGAAAUCUGCUUUAAAACAAGAUACAGUUAUCCUGAGGAAAAUAUAUUUGACAUUUGGCCUGCACAUAUGCACUCACACAUAUGCACACACACACAAUUGUGAAAUAUUAUAGUAACAAAUGAACAGUAAAAUAUGCCAAGAAUUCACUAGGCUGUUGUGUACUUAAGCACCACAAUUAGUAUUUGUAUUUAUGCUUUUGCAUACUUACUGCCUUGUGUAAAAUAAAAGUGUGGUCAUCCCCUCUGGGAUGAUCUAGCUUUCUUCGCUAAUGUCUAUGUUGGCUCUGAAUCAGUAGAAAACUUACUAGUUUCUUUUUUUUUUUUUUUUUGGAAAUAGCAUCAUCUAGUCCUAGCUAGCCUAGAACUUGCUAUGUAGACCAAACUGGCUUCAAACUAACAGAGAUGUGCUUGUCUCUGCCUCCCAAGUGCUGGGAUUAAAGGCUUGAAUAGGAAAUUUAAGGGGUUUUGUCUAGAUAUUGUUAAUGAGAGAUUAAGGAAAAGUGGAAAAGCUUAAAAAAUGUGCUGGUAGAGAAUGAUGCUCAAGUUAUGUUGUUAAGCACCGAAAGUGGAUUAUUGAACAGUGCAUAUAGUAUAUUCUCAAUUUGGACAAAGACGGUGUGUUUGCCUGUCUUUUUCUGCCUCUUUGCAUACAAAUGUAUUUAUACUCAUAUAUUUGUAUAUGAACAGACUUGUUUUUUUCGAUCUAGAAGAAACUUUAGUGGUUACCACUGAACACAGAAGUACAGGAUUGAGGUCUGACAUUUUUAUCAUGUACAUGUGUUUAUAUUCAAAUAUAUGUUAAAAUACUUUCAUAUGCACAAAUUAACACAGUUUAAAAAAUACAGCUAAGUCAAUUCCACAGUGUUGUUUGACAAAGUAAUAUAAGGUUUCUAAGCUCAUUUAUGAACAAUGAAUUUGUGGUAUAUGGCACUAAACCUUGAUAUUGAAUUCACACAAAGAUUUUCCUUUUGAACACAGGUUUUGUUAACAUAAUGAUUCACAACUGUAACAGUAUUUUAUUUCCCUUGUUUGCUAUUAAAUUGAAGAAGAAUUCUGGGUACAAUUGAAUGAAAGUGAUAUUUUGAACCAUCAUUCCAUUUUAUGUCAUAUUCAGAGUGCUCAUUUACAAAUGCCUUAGUCACGAAUUUCAGCUGUAUUGCAACAAAUGUCUCCAUACCUUGUUGCCCAGUGAGCAGAUAUUGUUGAUGGAUCACUCACUCUGCUUCUCUCAGAGUCUGUUUCAGAAUAUCAAGCAUGCAUUCCAGCAGAAGGUUCUGCCUGUCAGUUUAACUUUGUUCAAGAGACCUAUCUGCCGUUGCCUGCUUUACUAGCUGGUGUCUAACUGCUGUGAUCAAACACCACGACUAAAAGCAACUUGGGGAGGAAAGGGUUUAUUUCAUCUUACAGCUUAUAGUCCAUCUUCCAUGGAAGCCAGGGCAGGAACUGAAGGCAGAGACCUUAGGUAAUAAGUGAAGCAGAGGCCAUGGAGGAGUACUGCUUACUAGCAUGCUUCUCAUAGCUUGCUCAGCACACUUUUGCACACAGGUGGACAGCCUAGGGAUGCACCGUCAAUCGAGGGAGUGCAGCGCAGCUUUUCUCAUGGGCCAUUCUAGUUGGGGCAUUUUCUCAGCUGACGUUUCCUCACACAGUCAUAGUCCUGGCACAUAGGAAGCUGAAUCAAGAAGAUCAUGACUUUGAAGCAAGCCCUACCUUACUCCUU